Molecule: messenger RNA, 930 nt
Organism: Zea mays
Lineage: Eukaryota; Viridiplantae; Streptophyta; Magnoliopsida; Poales; Poaceae
Product: protein transport protein SEC31 homolog B
Exons: 4
Coding region: 301-930 (209 amino acids)
Biological process (GO): endoplasmic reticulum organization; endoplasmic reticulum to Golgi vesicle-mediated transport; COPII-coated vesicle cargo loading
Cellular component (GO): endoplasmic reticulum exit site; COPII vesicle coat
Molecular function (GO): structural molecule activity
Source: RefSeq, a predicted model, not a curated record
UUAUGGUGUGUAACUCUGUACAAGAUUAAAUGGUUGAAAUGCCCCACCGGUGCAUCUUUUGGUUUCGGUGGUAAACUUGUUUCUUUCCAUCCGGUGGCACCCACCCAAGGUGCGCAAACAUCUACAUCUGAGGUACAUGUGCACAAUUUGGUGAUUGAGCAAAGUCUGGUGAGCCGAUCAACUGAAUUUGAAGCUGCUAUUCAGAAUGGCGACAAAAGUUCGCUACGUGCUCUGUGUGAAAAAAAAUCACAAGAAUCUUUAUCUGACGAGGAGAGAGAAACCUGGGGCUUCUUAAGGGUUAUGUUUGAGGACGGGGAUUUUGCAAGGACAAAAUUGCUUGCUCAUCUUGGCUUCGAACCACCUCAGGCACCGCCUGCAAGUUCAACUGAUGAAUUGAGCCAAAUAUUGGCAGAUACACUUAAUAUUGAUCAUGCUGCAGUAACCGAUAAUGCGGAUGCCCAGUUUCUUAUUGAUAAUGGGGAUGAUUUUUUCAACAAUCCUCAACCUUUAGAGGCUAGCUUGGCUGAAGAAUUAGUUUCUACAAAUGGUCAACAUAUAGAACAGGAAGUUUCUGGAGAUGCGGUGCCAUCAGAUCCAUCAAUUGACAAAAGCAUUCAACAUGCGUUGGUGGUUGGAGACUACAAAGGGGCAGUUAACCAGUGUCUUGCUUCUAAUCGUAUGGCUGAUGCUUUGGUUAUAGCCCAUGCCGGUGGUUCUGCUCUCUGGGAAAGCACAAGAAAUCAUUAUCUCAAGAACAGUAUCUCACCCUACUUAAAGGUUGUCUCUGCUAUGGUGGACAAUGAUUUAAUGAGUUUUGUGAGUACCUGGCCACUAAGUUCAUGGAAAGAAACUCACGCCCACCUAUGGACCUACCCCCUCGCCUCACAGCAUGGCCGCUGGCUUGGUGUCGCCCCCGACCAAGGUUAUUAA